AUGGCGGCCACCCAGGACGAGCAGUCGGCCGGGUACAUUGAGGGCGAGCGGCUGGAUUUCUUGCGGGAUCGGCACGUGCGGUUCUUCCAGCGCUGCCUCCAGGUCUUGCCGGAGCGCUAUUCUUCGCUCGAGACCAGCAGGUUGACAGUUGCAUUUUUUGCGCUCUCCGGACUGGAUAUGCUGGAUUCCUUAGACGUGGUGGACAAAGAUGAUGUGAUAGAGUGGAUUUACUCCCUGCAGGUUCUUCCCACAGAAGACAGAUCAAACUUAAGUCGCUGUGGUUUUCGAGGCUCAUCAUACCUGGGCAUUCCAUUCAGUCCGUCAAAGAAUCCUGGGACAGCGCAUCCUUACGAUAGUGGCCACAUAGCAAUGACUUACACAGGCCUUUCGUGCCUAGUUAUUCUUGGAGAUGACUUAAGCCGAGUGAAUAAAGAAGCUUGCCUAGCAGGCCUACGAGCCCUUCAGCUCGAAGAUGGAAGUUUUUGUGCCGUACUUGAAGGAAGUGAAAAUGACAUGCGAUUUGUGUACUGUGCUUCCUGUAUUUGCUAUAUGCUCAACAACUGGUCAGGCAUGGAUGUGAAAAAAGCCAUUGACUAUAUUAGAAGAAGUAUGUCUUAUGACAAUGGACUGGCACAGGGAGCUGGACUUGAAUCUCAUGGAGGAUCAACUUUUUGUGGCAUUGCUUCACUGUGUCUGAUGGGUAAACUAGAAGAAGUUUUUUCGGAAAAGGAAUUAAACAGGAUAAAGAGAUGGUGUAUAAUGAGGCAGCAAAAUGGUUAUCAAGGAAGACCUAAUAAGCCUGUGGACACCUGUUACUCUUUUUGGGUGGGAGCAACUCUAAAGCUUCUGAAAAUAUUCCAAUACACUAACUUUGAGAAAAAUAGAAAUUACAUCUUAUCAACUCAAGAUCGCCUAGUAGGGGGAUUUGCCAAGUGGCCAGAUAGUCAUCCAGAUGCUUUACAUGCAUACUUUGGAAUUUGUGGCCUGUCGCUAAUGGAGGAAAGUGGGAUUUGUAAAGUACAUCCUGCUCUGAAUGUGAGCACACGGACUUCUGAACGCCUUCGCGAUCUCCACCAAAGUUGGAAAACCAAGGACUCUCAGCACUGUUCAGAGAAUGUACACAUUUCCACAUGAUUGAUUUUAGACUUGGAU
Messenger RNA from Echinops telfairi (small Madagascar hedgehog), 1152 nucleotides. It is a transcript of the gene PGGT1B, whose product is annotated as protein geranylgeranyltransferase type I subunit beta. Gene Ontology annotation, molecular function: CAAX-protein geranylgeranyltransferase activity. Gene Ontology annotation, cellular component: CAAX-protein geranylgeranyltransferase complex. The transcript has 9 exons. Bases 1 to 1134 code for a protein of 377 amino acids. Gene Ontology annotation, biological process: protein geranylgeranylation. The record is from RefSeq and is a predicted model, not a curated record. Lineage: Eukaryota; Metazoa; Chordata; Mammalia; Afrosoricida; Tenrecidae.